AUGGCUGAUUCUCCAGCAGCGGCGCCUUGGCCGCCGCAUAGCAACGCCGAAGUUUGUUACGGAGCCGCUUUUUUCAACAUCUCCUCCUAUGGAAUCCUGGAAAACUAUAAAUCUCCGAGUGUCAUCUUCGGAUACGCAUUGCCUCUUCUUGAGAUGCAAAUGAUUCUCAUCUUCGUUUUAAUCGUCUUAUGUCAUAUGUUUCUUAGAUAUAUUGGCAUGCCACAGUUGGUCUCUUACAUGCUCGGCGGUUGGCUUUUGGGACCUCACGGCCUUAUUGAUUUGCCGGAGUUUUCUUCGGACCGGUUAUCGUUAGACGCAGCGUUGGACGGAAACGUAGCGUUGGAAAGUAUGGCCAAGUUCGGGCUAAUAAUGUUCACGUUCUUGAUGGGCGUCAAGACCAACAAAAGAGCGGCGUUUCAAAUCGGUAAAAAGCCCGUUUUGAUCGCGGUUUCGUCCUAUGUCAUGACUUGGAUAUUUGGAUUAGCUUUCAGAAGCUUCGGUCUCGCAAAAGCCGACCCUCUCUAUAUGCCUCUGAAGCGGGCACCAGCAGAACGCACCGUGAUUGUAGCGGUUCAAGCGGUUACGAUGUUACCGACCGUAACGCAGUUCGUUUAUGAGCUCCAGAUUCCAAACUCCGAGCUCGGCCGCGUCGUCAUAUCUAUCGCCGCUUUCAACGAUCUCCUCGGCUUUUUGAAUCUUAUUAUCGUCUCUUACAUAGGAACAUUCAGGUUCAAAUCGCCGGGGAUAGCGAACCGGGACGCAGUGGCAAUGAUAAUCUUAGUUCUAGUGAUCAUAUUCAUCAUCAAGCCUGCGGCUCAACGCAUAGCCGACAUGAACCCUGAAGGCAAGCCGGUACGGAAACUCUACUUAUACGGAACAAUCAUGACCGCAAUCGCUGCGAGCAUUUACACAACGUUUUUCAACCACAUCCACAUUCUAGGAGCUUUAUUGGUUGGCAUGGCGAUCCCAGACGGUCCUCCUCUUGGAUCGGCGUUAGAGGCCAAGUUCGAAAGCUUGACUACAAACAUCUUAUUCCCUAUUUCAGUCGCGGCCAUGACCAUGAAAGGUGACAUUUUGAGGCUGUUUUAUGCAUUCGAUGACAUAUCCGUUAACAUGUUCCUGGUGGGUUUUACGUUGUUCGUGAAAUGGAUUGCCACUUUCGUACCUUGCUUGAUCUGCAAGUUACCUACUAGAGAAUCCAUCAUCGUCGCCACUAUCAUGAACUAUAAGGGUUUUAUCGACUUAUACCUCUUUGAAACCGCCAAAAAUAGAGGGAAUUUGUCACAAGCGACGAACACGUUUCUGAUGAUUUACGUGCUAUUAAAUGCGGGGAUUUUGCUUACGAUCGUGAAAGCACUAAUUGAUCCAAAGAGGAAGUAUAUUGGAUACGUCAAGAGAAACAUCAUGCAUCUGAAACCAAACUCAGACCUCAAGAUCCUAACUUGUUUGCACAAACCUGACAACAUCUCAGGCGCCAUCUCGCUGCUUCAAUUACUUUCUUCGCCGUUACACAACGAUAACAAAGACAGAGGAGUCAUCUCGGUCACUGUGUUACACCUCGUGAAACUCACGGGACGUGCGUUUCCAAUCUUGGUACAGCACGACAAGCGUUCUAAACCGCGGUUGCCUCAAAACUCCUACAUCCAAACGAUGAUGCUCGCGUUCAACGAGUUUCAACAAGAGAACUUGGCAACUACGACUGUUACUUCCUUCACAGCUUAUUCUCAUGAGAAUCUAAUGGACCAAGACAUUUGCAACCUCGCAUUAGACCACCUCACAUCGAUGAUCAUCACACCUUCUGGACGAAAAUGGUCACCGGAUGGUUUAUAUGAAUCAGACGAUAUUAUGAUCAGAAACGUGAACGCUUGUCUCUUAGAUCGGGCUCCAUGUUCGAUAGGAGUGCUCAACGACCGAGGCUACCGCAAGAACAAGAAGAGGAGUAAUGGUAUCGUAAACGUUGGUGUGAUAUUCAUUGGUGGCAAAGAUGAUCGUGAGGCGCUCUCGCUUGCGAAAUGGAUGAGACAGAACCCUAGAGUGCGUCUCACGGUGAUAAGGUUUUUGUCUGCUUAUGGACCAGAAAAGUGCAAGAACUGGGAUUACCUUAUUGAUGAUCAGGCCUUGAGUGAUUUGAAAGAAACGUAUUCGGACGCAGAAACUUUUGCUUAUAUGGAGAAGACAGUCAACGGUGGUCCUGCGGUGGCUACCACCGUUAGAUUGACGGCGGAAGACUAUGAUUUGAUGAUUGUAGGGAGAGAUCACGACGAAGAUAUUCUGAAUUUCUCUGGAUUGGCGGAGUGGAUGGAGCUUCCGGAGCUAGGAGUCAUUGGAGAUUUGCUUGCGUCUAAAGAUUUAACAACUAGGGUUUCUGUUUUAGUAGUUCAACAACAACAACAACAUGAAUGA
This is a messenger RNA of Eutrema salsugineum, 2403 nucleotides long. RefSeq names its product cation/H(+) antiporter 9. Gene Ontology annotation, cellular component: membrane; endomembrane system. The record is from RefSeq and is a predicted model, not a curated record. The transcript has 4 exons. NCBI's taxonomy places the organism in Eukaryota, Viridiplantae, Streptophyta, Magnoliopsida, Brassicales, Brassicaceae. The coding region runs from base 1 to 2403 and encodes 800 amino acids. Gene Ontology annotation, biological process: regulation of pH; proton transmembrane transport. Gene Ontology annotation, molecular function: antiporter activity.